AUGUCCUAUUACCCACCUAAUCAACACGGUGGUGACUACGGUCAGAACUACAACCACCAAGGCCAGGGCUAUCCUCCUCACCAACAACAAGGUUAUCCGCAUCAGCAAGGAUACGGCUAUCCGCCUCAGCAAGAACAAGGUUAUCCGCCUCAGCAAGACAUUGGCGUUCCGCCGCCGCAGGGUUAUUACCCUCCCGAGCAGCAGCAUGGAUAUGGCCAGGCCCCUGCUCCGUACGGCCAGCAGCAGGGAUACCCUCCCGCCUAUGAGCAGCACCAACAGGGCCAAUACGCCGGCCCCGGCUAUGGCCAACACCAGCAAGGUGGCGAGAGCGCUUCAUUCUACGGUGGAGCUCCACCUCAGCAGCAAAGCUUCGCGCCCGGCCCCGGCGGUCCAGAGGGCGAGAAAGGUCUCGGAUCGACGUUGCUCGGCGGCGCCGCUGGCGGUUUCGCGGGCCACAAGAUGGGUGGUGGAUUCCUAGGAAGCGCAGGUGGUGCAAUUCUCGGAGCCGUUGGUAUGAACAUGGCCACGCAUGCCAUCAAGGACCAAAAGAAGAAGCACAAGAAGGAGAAGCAUAAGAAGGAUAAGCACCACAAGCGCCGUCGCUCACAUUCUUCCAGUUCGAGUUCGAGUUCAAGCUCGAGUUCUUCGAGUGAUAGUGACUAG
This is a messenger RNA of Penicillium maclennaniae, 663 nucleotides long. RefSeq names its product putative glutamine-serine rich protein MS8. Bases 1 to 663 code for a protein of 220 amino acids. The record is from RefSeq and is a predicted model, not a curated record. The transcript has 4 exons. Lineage: Eukaryota; Fungi; Ascomycota; Eurotiomycetes; Eurotiales; Aspergillaceae.